CGCACCGCACCGCACCGCACGUCGCCAUCCCACUCGCUACUCUUUGACUUUCAUCACCAUCGCUGGGCCCCACGUCUCCUUUCACAACGCGGCGCUCGUGGCUGCGCGCAUGCUCCACACGCUUGCACACCGAGCACUCGCCGAUUCAGUCAUCCUGCCUGGGGCAGGCCAGCCACCAUGUUGGCUGCGUGCCCACAGUGUGGCCAAGAGACCACCGCACUCUCCGGCAAUACGCUAUCGUGCGAAGUGUGCGGCACGGUAUUGGAAGAGUCGGAAAUCGUCAACGAUGUUGGAUUCGCAGAAAACAGCUUUGGUGGAGCUGUGGUGCAAGGCAGCUACGUCGCCGACGAUGCCACGGGCGCACGCAGUUCUCUGGCAGGCAUGAGGGGCAUGUCGGGCUCAGGCUCCAACUCCACGACCAUGACGCUGCUCUCGGCACAACGAGGCAUCCGAGCGCUGGCAAGCGCCAAAAACGUUCCCAGUUCAGUCGCGGAGCAAGCCUCUCGACUGUUCAAGCUGGCGUUGGGCGGUGGCACUGCGCGGGAGAAUGGACCCAAGCUGCCCAACUUUGUGCUGGGAAGGAGAUCAGAGUAUACGCAGGCGGCUUGCCUCUACCUCUCCUGCCGCCUCGCCAAGACCAACCACCUGCUCAUCGAUUUUGCCGACGCUCUCCAGGUGAACGUGUUCAUCCUAGGACGCGCAUACCAGCGCUUGGUGGAUUGUCUAAACUUUCGCGACAAGGAGGGCAUCAAGGAUGCGGUCGAUCCUUCGCGCUUCGUAAUGCGCUUCGCUUCCAUGCUCGACUUUGGCGACUUGACCAACAAUGUGGCGACGGAUGCCACUCGACUCGUCGCGCGCUUCAAGCACGAUUGGUUGGUCGAUGGUCGCAGACCAGCGGGUAUAUGCGGUGCUUGCAUUCUCCUAGCUGCCAGAAUGAACGGUUUUAGGCGUAGCAUCACCGAAGUCGUUCAAGUCGUCAAGAUUGCGGACAGCACCAUUCGAGAAAGGCUGAAGGAGUUCAAAAACACUCCCAUGGCCAAUCUUCCCAUACACGACUUUCGCACGAGGUGGGACGAAAGCUAUAGCUUGCCUCCCAGCUUCAAACCUCCGCGGUCCAAAGGUACGAAACGAGCAAUCAAACCGAUUGACGGCAGCAAGCUCGCCAAACGCCAAAGAACGUCGAAGGGGGGGAACUCGAGUGCGCAAGAGGCACCAGAGGCGGCUGCCAAGACCGACAAUGAGGAUGCAGAUGCGGAAGACGAGGCCGCUGGAGCGGAUAAUGACGACGACGAGGGCGCGCUGUCGGAUGCGAGCGAAGUGCCACCUGAGCUUGAUAGAAUGAUCACCAAACUCACCGAGGACGAAUUGAUGCGCUAUAUGGACCGUGUCGACUACGCUAGGCUGGACAAACAGGUCGCCGAGCUCGAGCAACGCAGAGCGGCAAGAGCCAAGGCUGGCGUCCCCGGUAAUGACGAGAGCGAGUUGGAGGACAUUCGAGCGCUGCGCCCAUCACCUGCUCGCGAAAUGACUUGCAUUCAAGCUACGACGGAUGCCAUCAAGACGAGCGGCAGCCAGGUGGAGGGCAAUGUCGAAAAAGCGAGCCCGAGUCACGCAAACAGCGGUGCUGAGGACGUCGUCAUCAAGACCAGUUCAAGCCAAGUCGGACCUCCAGCCAACACUCGCGCAUCACCUCACCGCGAAGUGUUGGAGCCAGACGAGGUGCCUUUUGCCACCACAUGGUCUGGUGCUGGUUACCUACCCCCAUCUGAGAAGAAGAGCGGCUCGCAAGAGCUGCACGAUGACCUCACGGAUCUCAACGACGAGGAACUCGAUGUGUUCAUUCUCACACCAGAGGAAUCUCGCGCAAAGGAGCGCGUCUGGCUCGAGUUCAACAAGGACUUCCUGCAAACCAGCUUGGAGAAGCAGCUCAAGCUGGAGCGCGACCUCAAGAUGGGCAUACAGCCCAAGACUCCUUCGAGGGUGAGUACCGCGCCAGAGAGGAUGCUGGGCUCUUCUUUGACUGACGCAAAUGUGUGUGAAGCGCAAAUCGGCAAAGCCGAAGGAUUCGAGCACGGCACCGACAUCGGCAUUGGAGUCGACGCAGCAAAUGAUCCACGCAAAGAAGCAAUUCAGCCGCAAGUUGAAUUAUGCCAAUCUCAGCUCGCUCUUCGAGACGGGCAAUCCCGCUGCGGAUGAUCUCAACAUGCACUCGACUACGCAACCAUGGGCAUCGACCUCUCGACGCGGACGCAGACGCGGACGUCGUGUGCGCCAAGAGGGAGAG
Ceraceosorus guamensis is the source of this 2284-nucleotide messenger RNA. RefSeq lists its product as hypothetical. The record is from RefSeq and is a predicted model, not a curated record. Gene Ontology annotation, molecular function: TBP-class protein binding; RNA polymerase III general transcription initiation factor activity; RNA polymerase III type 3 promoter sequence-specific DNA binding. Gene Ontology annotation, cellular component: nucleus; transcription preinitiation complex; transcription factor TFIIIB complex. Lineage: Eukaryota; Fungi; Basidiomycota; Exobasidiomycetes; Ceraceosorales; Ceraceosoraceae. Gene Ontology annotation, biological process: transcription preinitiation complex assembly; DNA-templated transcription initiation; transcription by RNA polymerase III. The transcript is spliced from 3 exons. The coding region runs from base 178 to 2196 and encodes 672 amino acids.